CGUCAUUGAGGCAGCUCGGAUGGAAGGAGACAGGCGAUUUGCUCCUUCCGUGACACACUUCGACCAUGCCGGGGAAAGAGCCCAAGGCAACAGCAUCCACAGGUUCCUUCCCAAAUACAGGCUGAGUCCUUACUUAUUGAACAGAAAGGCAAGAACAACCAGGAGUCAGUCGGUUCUCCUCUCAAGCUGUUUCCGAAGGGCAACCAAACUACAUCGUAGCCGGCUGAACCCCAGAAACAUUCAUACAUACAUCGAUGCCGCCUCGCUUCUCGGUGGCCAACACGUUAACGCCAAUCAGGUCAUCCAGAGCAUCUCUAUCUUGUAUAUAGCCCUUGUUCGCCGCCUUACAUAGACAUCAUGACAGACCCUCACACCCGUCAAUACUCCCACAUCGGAGGCAACCCUACCGAGCUUCUCGAUCGCCUCGCCGUCUCGGAGCUCUGCAAGGGCUGGCCUACCUGUCGACUGACACUGACACAUACAGCCUGGAGUGGCGCCCAGCUCAUUGACGACUUCAUCCGCAUCUCAGUCAAGGGCAAGAAGAUAGGCGACUUCAUCAUGCACCGCGAGUGCGGCACCCUCGUCGAGCUGAACCGCGCGGCCAAUCGUGCUGUCGGGAAGAUGAAGGCGACCAUCACACAGCGAUUCAAGCACCGCGACGGCUUCGAAUACGACGUCGACUGCGACUGCCGCUUCAUCUUCUUCUGCAAGAAAGAAAAGGUCGAUGAUGACGUCCAAGACAGUUACGGAUACGGACAUGGACAUCGAGACUGGAGAGCGGCAUUUGUCAAGCUCGUCUACGAGAAAGACAAGGUCGUGCCCGUGGAUGGGACAUCUGCGCCCGCCUUCGCCGACGAGGUGCUGGCAAGGUACCCAACGGGCUACAAAUACCUCGGCGCCGCGCAGAGUACUCUGGGAUACGAUAUUGAUGCCAAGCUCGUCACGGGGCAGGACUUAGAGUCGUGCGAUAAGAUGUAUCGGAGUAUAGAAAGCUGGUUGGCAGGAGAGCAGGGGGCAGUUGGUCUGUUCGGCUGA
This is a messenger RNA of Colletotrichum navitas, 1035 nucleotides long. Its product is annotated as catabolic 3-dehydroquinase. The record is from RefSeq and is a predicted model, not a curated record. The transcript is spliced from 2 exons. Bases 358 to 1035 code for a protein of 225 amino acids. NCBI's taxonomy places the organism in Eukaryota, Fungi, Ascomycota, Sordariomycetes, Glomerellales, Glomerellaceae.